Tripterygium wilfordii is the source of this 1123-nucleotide messenger RNA. RefSeq names its product transmembrane protein 208 homolog. The transcript has 6 exons. The record is from RefSeq and is a predicted model, not a curated record. Bases 287 to 808 code for a protein of 173 amino acids. Lineage: Eukaryota; Viridiplantae; Streptophyta; Magnoliopsida; Celastrales; Celastraceae. Gene Ontology annotation, cellular component: intracellular membrane-bounded organelle. Gene Ontology annotation, biological process: vacuolar protein processing.
UUUCUCACUACAUCAGUCUGGACUGCCCAACUAUGCAGUUGGGUCGAGUCUCUACGUGAUUGGGUCCAAUCCCUGCCUCCGCCCAUUCAACGUAUACUGCUGACCUGUCUCGCUUAUCUCCUCCACAAACGCCCACCGCCCCACGCAAAACUCACCGCCGGCGAUCUCACUCCAACGGUGUUCGUUGUUCUUUUCCUCCUCCAGCUCGGCGAUACACAGGCCCAUAUACUGACAUUUGACAAAUUGUUUAACUAGAGAGAGGGGGAGAGACACAAAGUAAGAAGAAAUGGCAAAUCAAGGAGCUAAGAAGCGCAAGGAAGAGAACACCCGCCACAUGGCAAUGCUCCUUCGCCUCAUCAUUGCCUGUAAUGUUAUCUAUGUUUUGGUGAGAAUGUUGAUCUUUCAUUCCACUAUCACCUGGAAACACUGGGUAGGUCUUGUUUUGACAUCUGUGGCAUAUGCGAUGCCCUAUCAACAACUCUCUGCAAUGGCAAAACCUACUUAUGAUGAUGAUGGCAAUCUUCUUGAUGGGGGAUUUGAUAUGAGUACUGGUGGAAUUUGUGGCUAUUUGCAUGAUAUAAUCUACAUCACAAGCUUUGUGCAAGUUAUGUCCAUCAUCUCGGGCAAAUUUUGGUACACAGUCCUAGUGAUACCAGCAUUUGCAGCAUACAAAUCAUUUGGAUUCAUUAAAGGAUUUCUUCCACAAAGUUCAGAGGGAGUUGUAGAGGAUGAGAAGACCCGCAGGAAGAGGGAAAAGAUGGAGAAGAAGGCUUCAAGAACCAAGUUUGUGAAGAGCAGAAACAGAUAAACCUCGUCCACUAUUCCAAUGACAGGUUGCUCUGAACUUUAAACAGAUGUUGGACUUUAUGGUAUUGGUAUCCACACUGAGAAUUAGUUUGGUUCCCUACUGUUUUAGGGGGAGAAAAACAAGUUAUGUACCGUGUAAAAGCCAAUUACCUUUUCCAUUGUUAAAAAUACUAGGAUCCAGAAAUUAUGUGAAAUGCUCAAAGCCUCAAACAGAUUAUGGUUUCAUCUCUCUCAGAUUGUAGAUCCAAAAGAAAUAAAGUUUUCAUUGUACAAUAUUCCAUAUAAGGAAUGUUUGUGGCUGUGUGUCGGAUGAUAA